CAAGGCUUAGGUCUUUCCAUAAAACGCUCCCUCCACUGCGAAUAUUUCUCCCUUUCCAUUGUUUUUUUGAGCUUCACAGAAAACAAAGUGGAAGCGAAUAGAUAGCGUUGGUUCUCUCUCUCUCUCUCUCUCUCUCUCUCUGCCUUUUAAACCCUAACAGAAAGGUUCCAAUGGCCGACGAAGAGAUUGUCAAUAGCGUCGCAUCGGAUGUCAAUGGUAAGGGGCCUGAGAAGGAGAGCUUGGACUCGAAGCGAGAUCUUGAUCUCGAUAAGAAAGUUUCCGAAUUGAACCGGAGGAUUGAAGUUCUGGAGCAGGAGAAGUCCGGAUUGCUGCGCGAUAAGGGGGAGAACGAUGAGAAAAUCAAGCUUCUCACGGAGGAGAUCGAAGGAUUCAAGAGGAAUCAAGAGGAUAUGGAGGUGAGAUUGGGUGAGAUGCAGAGGCAGAUUGAUGAAUCUGGAGAAGACAAGAAGGCUCUGCAAGUAAUCGCCGCUCGAGCGGCUGAGCUCGAGACGGAGGUGUUUCGCCUGCAGCAUGAUCUUUCUUCGUCGAUGUCCGAGAGCGAAGAAGCGUUGAGGGAAUUGCAGGAGGUGAAGGAUGCGUAUGAGGAGCUUAAGCAGAGCAAUCUCCAUAAGGAGUCCAUGGUCAAGGCUCUUGAGAUGGAGAAGGUUUGUUUGCUGGAACGCAUCGAUGGAGAGGUUGGAGUCUUGAAAAAAGCCAAGGCGGAGAACGAGGGCCGGAUCCUUUAUUUAGAGGAGAAAUUGUCAAUGGUUGAGGCCAAGGAAGCGAAGAACAGGGAAGAGAGCAACAAGAUUGAAGGCGAAGCGAUGGUCAAAAUCUCGGAACAAGAGAUCAAAAUUCUUCAGCUACUGAAUGAAGUUAAAGGAUUGGAAGCAAAUAUCGCCAAUAAGUCUUUGGAUCUAGUGAAGCUGGAGAAGGAGAAGGAUGAAAUAGAGGCUGCGAAGCGUUCUCUGGAAGAAGCCCUGAGUCAGUCCAAGGAGAAAAUCAAGGAGAAAGAAGCUCAAGUCAGUCAAUUGCAGCAGGAGCUGUUGUCAUCUAACAACUUUGUCAUGGAACUGAAAAACCGUGAAACUGCAUGCAAAUCAUCAAUGGUUGAUGCGGAGAAUGGAUCCAAGUGCAUCAAGCUUCAGUGGCCGACAGCAGUUGCGUCCACUGGGACACUUGCUGCUGCCGCUGCUUUGUUCUAUCUCAGUUAUGCAAAGCGGAGGUAGGCGAGGCCAAGAGAAACAAGAUAGAAUAGAGAAAGAUAAGAAGAGGGAACAAGUCAGUCAACAAGAGAGAACAGGUUAGAGUUCCUUUCUAACAUUGAAUAUGCCUUCGCUUUAUUAGUUUGGUUUUGUUUCGGUUCAUUUUCAAGCCUCUGUUGUACUUACAGAGCUAUAUAGAAGAAGACCGUUUCUCCUGUUUUUUUCUUUUGAUUUUGCAAACUGAGACCCUCAGUACCAGAAGAGGUUAAAAAAUCAAGAAAGAAAGUAGAGGAAUUGAGGAGAGAGAGAGAGAGAGAGAGAGAGAGAGAGAGAGUUCUGUAGAUGCAAUUGAAUGGUCUUAUAUUUUUAUGGUAAACACGUUUGUUAUGUGUAGGUGUAAUUUCAUCAUAAUUUAUGGAUUUAACUGGGUAUAGAAUAUGAACUAGGCA
Nelumbo nucifera (sacred lotus) is the source of this 1654-nucleotide messenger RNA. RefSeq names its product peroxisomal and mitochondrial division factor 2-like. The record is from RefSeq and is a predicted model, not a curated record. Lineage: Eukaryota; Viridiplantae; Streptophyta; Magnoliopsida; Proteales; Nelumbonaceae.